AUGCUUGCGCCUCUCUGGCUUGUGCCUAAUCCCUGCCCUCUUCUCUUCCCCUUCCACAGGCAUCUUCCUCUCCACAGCUCCACCUUCUCCUGGAGAAAUGUUGCCCUCCUGCUGCUUCUCUCCCUCUCUUUGGAGCAGACAUCUGCCUCGCCAAGCUACAGAGUCAAAAUGAAGCCAGGAAAGUGCCCCCAGGAAAGGAUCACCUGUAGUUCUAAAGCCCCAGACUUAUGCAAAACAGAUUUCAAUUGCGAUGAAUACCUCAAGUGCUGCUCUUUCGCCUGUGGGAAGAAGUGCAUGGAUCCGUAUGAAGAACCCUGCUUGUUACCCUUAGACCAAGGACACUGCAAGAAUACAGUCAUGCAGUGGUAUUUUAACACCAAAGAACGUGUAUGCAAACCCUUUUUAUAUGGAGGCUGCCUUGGGAAUGCCAACAACUUCUCCAAGAAGGAAGACUGCAUGAGGGCUUGCUCAUCAGCUGUCAAGGAUGGACAGUGCCCACUCUUCCCUUUUAAGAACCGUAUGGAGUGUUCAGCUUCGUGUAAGAGUGACUACGAUUGCCCCUUAAAUGAAAAAUGUUGCGAAUCCAUGUGUGGCUUUGACUGUGCCAUGGCCUGGACAGUCAAAGCAGGUUUUUGCCCAAACAAGCCGCCAAUAUGUUCCACGAUUGAUAGACCCAGGUGCCUGCAGGAUAAUGAUUGCCCAUUGACAACGAAAUGCUGUUCACGCUGUGGACUAAAGUGCCUGGAAUCCCUGAAAUGA
Bubalus bubalis (water buffalo) is the source of this 759-nucleotide messenger RNA. It is a transcript of the gene WFDC8, whose product is annotated as WAP four-disulfide core domain 8. The record is from RefSeq and is a predicted model, not a curated record. Bases 1 to 759 code for a protein of 252 amino acids. Gene Ontology annotation, cellular component: extracellular region. The transcript is spliced from 5 exons. Gene Ontology annotation, molecular function: serine-type endopeptidase inhibitor activity. Lineage: Eukaryota; Metazoa; Chordata; Mammalia; Artiodactyla; Bovidae.